This is a messenger RNA of Dovyalis caffra, 238 nucleotides long. Lineage: Eukaryota; Viridiplantae; Streptophyta; Magnoliopsida; Malpighiales; Salicaceae. The record is from the annotation of a GenBank genome assembly.
AUGAGACAGGAUUUUGGAGUUACCUUUGUGGUUUCCCAUUCCAGUUGUACCGGGACCCCAUAUACAUCCCAACAAGAUUUGCACAUAGCUAAGUUGCACCAAGAUUGUCACAUAAAAGGUAUGGAGCGCGCGAACGUGCACCUAAAGUUUAGUCUUAAGGUUGUUAAUCUAAAGAAGCUCAUCAACAAGCAGAGGCAACAUAGAGUGAUAUUCGACCUUAAUAGGCGAUCGAGCAACG